UUGAAUUAUAUAAAGACAUGUUCAGUAUUUUACUACUAUUUUUUUCAUUCUAGUAGGAAAUUCUUAUGUAUUUCUCUCACCUCUCCCUCCACAGAAAGAUAAACAUGCAUCUAAAAGUCCUGCUCUUCACCCUGUCCUUCUUGACAACUUCAGCAUACCCACUUCAUCGUAACACCAGGGACGCAACCUGGACUGAUUCAAAGGCCAACCAGGCUCAUGACAAGAUAAACCUCACAAAGGAUGUGGAUAGGAUCUACAAGAGUCACAUAGACAGCAGUAGCCUUUACAACCAAGAAGAUGAUGACGACAAUAACCCUGUGGCACGGGAGAUGCAGCGCAAACUCAACAUGGAGUCAGAGCGUCUGCGUAUCCGUCUGCGCCAAGAGCUGGCCGAGCUGCAGGAGAAGUUGUCCCCAUCUCCAGCCCACCUCAGCUCCACCCUGGCCAACAUGAGGGAGCGCCUGGCUCCCCUCACCCAGCAGCUCCAGAGCUCUCUCAGCAGCAACACCCAAGAUCUUUGUGGCCAGCUGAGCCUCUAUCUUCAGGGCCUGGAAACAGCAGAGGCCCAGACAGAGGCCAGUCCGACUCUCUACCAGGAAGCCUUCCACUGGAUGACACAAACCCUGGAGCACAGCAGCUCUAAGAUGGCUGACAUCAUCAGCGACUUCCAGACUAAAACUGUCGGGGAGAUCGAACAUCUGAGAGGGAUCAGUGCUAGUGAGGAAGAGGCAGACAAGUCAGAGCUCUGGCAGGUAGCGAGCUCCAGGUUGGGACAGGAAGUAAGUUCACUGAGGGUGGAGAUACAGAACAGGUUGGAGGCUCUCAAAGUAGAGCUUGCUGCUCUGCUAGAAAAUGCGCAGCCUACUAAGGCUGAAGUGAGAGGCAGUAUGGAGCGGUUCUGCCAAAAUGCAGCCCUGCAGAGCCAAGUGAUUAAGGCCCGGAUAGAAAAGGUGUUUCAGGAGCUGGAAGGGGAGCUGGAGAUCCAGAGAGCCUCCAGCCUGUCUCCCUCUUCUUUCUCCUCACCCAUACAGCCUGGUGCUGCUCUACAGGAGGACUUCUCAGUUAAACUCUCUGCUCUGAUCCAGGACAUUGUGCACUUAGUGCAGUGACAGAGACACCUGUACAUUUUUUAAAAACAUGAAUUCACUGCCAUUAUGGUCGCAUCAAAGUGAUUCUUGUCCAUGAAUUUGUUUUUGUUUUUUUGUUUUUUUGUUUGCCACUGUAGCAGCCAAGUAAGUAGCCUGUAUUUAUGAAUGUAUGGAUUUGUUUUGAUUGGUGUGUUAGUUUCAUUCUGUAUGUGAAUGAUUGUGUAAUUGUCAGUAUAUGUUUACUGUACCAUGUAAAAAAAAAUGCUGCCUGUGGAGAGUAAAGUUACUGGUGAUACAAAUCAACUAUUGCUAUUUUUGAAUUAUGUGAUCAGUCACAAAGUUCAACAACAAACGAAUUUUAAACUUUAUUUUCAAUCUGUACAAAAAAAAAAAAUUCCAUAUUCACAUUUGCUCAAAAGUAUGUUUUAAGCAAUGCAAUUGAGAUUCUGUACAAGGCACCCAAAGACACCUAUAAAAUUGUAGAAAUAUUGAACAGGUAGACUCUCAGGCAUUAUCAAAGCAAAGUUAUACUUAAUAAAAUAUUAUAUAAUAUUAUAAAAUUUUAAAAUUACUCUGUUCAUAAUUGCUUCUUUAGUUAAUGUUUGUUUAUCACACAUUGUUCAAGCCUGACUGUUCCUCCAUUACCAGUAAAUGGCUAUUGAAUGCAGCCGCAGUAAAUAUAGACAGAAAAGGUUAUUUGCUUCGUUUCCAUGGUCACCUGACAAGAACAUUUGGUUAUUACUGAAAAAUCACAACAUUAUCUGAUUUUAUGAGGAUAUUAUGAGGUAUCAGGCGACAAGGCAAAGACAGGUUGCCGGUGGAUCUCUCAGUCAAAGGCAUGAGGUAAUGCUCCCAUCCAAUAAAAUUUCUUCAGGACGAACCAGCCACCCAGAACCAGCAAGGCAGCAGCAGCCGAGCCAAACACCACCCCCACCACCAGGCCCGUCACAUUCACAUCAUCCUUCCCUGAUGGCAUGUCAUUACCUGAUGCACACAGGGGGAGAAUAAUUAAGAUUACUUUCGGGGUUGACCAGAUCUCCCCAUAUUAGGAUAUAUUUCUGGAUUUAUGAUGUGAUUAAAGUAUACUCACUGUAGGCGGCUGCAUAGGGCCUGUCUGUAGUGAGGGAAGAUAAGAGAGUUACUGAAAAGGUUUAUCUGGUGAUGUCGUUUGGAAAUCACAGGAACACUUUUAAAAGUACAAAUUUUGCAAACAGGUCAAACCUUGUCGAGCAGUGUAAAGAGGUCCGACUGAAACAGUGGCUGAUUCUCUGCUUUCUCCUCCAAAGGGAGUCAGAGAUCUUUUUCUUCUGGUAUUACAGCCCUGAAAAACAACAAAUAUCCAGUCAGGUUCAGUUUGAGUUAUGUCACAUAAUGCACUAUGACUUUUCAAUAUACAUUAUAAGCUUAUGAAAUAACCUGUAAUUUAUUUGUUUUAUUUUGUGAUAAAACUGAAAAAUAAAAAUCAGAACAUGC
Messenger RNA from Seriola aureovittata, 2561 nucleotides. RefSeq lists its product as uncharacterized. The coding region runs from base 66 to 1109 and encodes 347 amino acids. The record is from RefSeq and is a predicted model, not a curated record. The transcript has 3 exons. NCBI's taxonomy places the organism in Eukaryota, Metazoa, Chordata, Actinopteri, Carangiformes, Carangidae.